GCGGAGCGUGCAACACUAGGCCGGCCGGCGCGACGAUCAGUUGCUCAGUUGCCUGCAGAACUGCGCAUCGCAGUCAGUUAUUCAUUCAUUCAGUUUAGUGAGUUAGUCAGUCAGUCGAAUGUGAUGAUUACCAAAAUUUUAUUUAAAAAAUCAAUCUAUAGAAAAGCGCAUAGAAAAGACAUAAGUAAUUAACCAAAGGAUUUAAAAAUGCCAUAAAUAGUAAAACGCAUACCAAAUAACACCAAAAGAGGACUAACGAAAAAGAAGAAGAAAAUAAAAAAAAUUAAAUUUUCGUCCAUUCCGUAUGUAAUAUAAUAAUAUAAAAAUUUUAAAAAUGAAAUUCUAUUACUUUGUUGAGAGAUUAAAAAAUUGAAUAAAUCGUGUAAAUAACAAGUACAAGUGUAUAAGUGUGUGAUUUUGAUCUUGGUGAAAAGUGUCAUUUCUCUUUGGAUAUAUAAUAUAAAAAUUAAUACACAAGAUGAUGAAGAAGGAGAAACCAAUGAUGUCCGUCACGGCCAUCAUUCAGGGAGCGCAGGCGCAACACUGGGCUCGAGGAAAUACUUGGUUGAGUCUGGAUAACAGUAAUAUGUCGAUGUCCUCAAUGGGUCCACAAAGUCCGCUGGACAUGAAACCAGACACAGCGAGUCUAAUGAAUGCCGGCAACUUUAGCCCCUCUGGUCCCAAUAGUCCAGGAUCGUUCAGUGUGGGUUGCCAUAGCAGUGUCCUGAGUACCUCACCCAGUGGACAAAGUAAAGGCGCAGGUUCUCCUUAUCCACCAAAUCAUCCACUUUCUGGAAGUAAACACCUUUGUUCCAUAUGUGGCGAUCGUGCCAGCGGGAAACAUUAUGGCGUCUAUAGUUGCGAGGGAUGCAAAGGAUUCUUCAAGCGAACAGUUCGCAAGGACUUGUCCUACGCUUGUAGGGAGGAGAAGACCUGCAUUAUUGACAAGAGGCAGAGAAAUCGUUGUCAGUAUUGUCGCUAUCAAAAAUGCUUGGCAAUGGGAAUGAAGAGGGAAGCCGUCCAGGAGGAACGUCAGAGGACCAAGGAACGCGAUCAAAAUGAAGUCGAGAGUACGAGUAGUUUACAUGCGGAUAUGCCAGUUGAACGAAUUCUCGACGCUGAGAAUCGUGUCGAGUGUAAAAUUGAGAAUCAGGGGAAUUAUGAGGUCUCAAAUAUUUGUAAUGCAACGAACAAACAACUCUAUCAGUUGGUGGAGUGGGCAAAACACAUUCCUCAUUUCACAUCACUGCCAAUUGAGGAUCAGGUUCGACUGCUCAGAGCCGGUUGGAAUGAAUUGUUGAUUGCCGCAUUUUCACAUCGGUCUAUUGAUGUCAAGGAUGGAAUUGUCCUCGCUGCCGGCAUCACUGUCUAUCGAAACUCUGCCCAACAGGCUGGCGUUGGACUCAUUUUUGAGCGUGUCCUCUCCGAAUUGGUGUCGAAGAUGCGCGAAAUGAAAAUGGACAAAACGGAACUUGGAUGCCUAAGAACGAUAAUUCUCUUUAAUCCCGAGGUACGAGGGCUAAAAUCAGCGCAGGAAGUUGAACUUCUUCGAGAGAAAGUAUAUGCGGCUCUUGAGGAAUAUACAAGAACGACAAAGCCCGAUGAGCCUGGGAGAUUUGCAAAAUUAUUACUGCGUCUUCCCUCGUUAAGGUCGAUUGGCCUCAAGUGUCUCGAGCAUCUGUUCUUCUUUAGGUUAAUUGGAGACAUGCCGAUUGACGCCUUUCUCACUGAAAUGCUUGAAUCGUCGCCACGCAUGAUGGAGGAUUCUUAGGAAGAGGGGGUGUGUCGCGUUUUGGGACACACCGACCUUUAAAACAAAAAACGCGAUUUUGACAAUUUUCCAUGAUUUUUUUUUCUUUUUCGUCAGGAAUUUACUUUAUAUACUUGAUUUUGUUGCUUUUACGCUUCUAUUCCCAAGCCGUAGACAUUCUUGAUUCGCAUUCAAUUUUUACAAAAACCUUUUUUUUCGUAUUUGAAUAUUAAUAAUAUUUUACCCCUGGAAAAAUUAUUUAUUUUUUAUUCUUUUUAAGGUACUUUUACUCUGUUUUUCCAUUUUUGGAAAAAAUUUUUUGUUUUCCCCUUUGGAACUAUUAAUACUUUUUGAAUUUUUGUAAAAAUUGACGCGAAUCGUGAAAUUUGUUCGAUUUCAUUUUAAUUAAAAGUACACUGAAUCAGUGUACAUUAAUUUAUUUUCUUCUAUACGCUGCGUGAAAAUGAUAAAACUUUGAGAAUGACUGGAAAUUAAUGAAAAUUAAAUGCAUGAAUGUAAAAGCGAUACAUUUAGACAUAAAUUGUUUUUUUUUCGUCAUUAAAACGCAACAGUAAAUCGAAUACUGUGAAAGAGAUAAAUGUUCCCCACUUGGAAUAUCGUUCACUUAAAAAAAAAAAAAAAAUUUAAAUGUUUUCUUCUUUUUUUAUUAAUAUUUUUUACGUAAUUUUUUUGAUUUAGGAGAAAAAUCGGUCUAAAUUGAAAGGAAAUUUAUUUAGAAAAGUAAAUAUGAAAAUUUGUUUACUAUGCGUAAAAUUAGUUAGCAAAAGGAAAAAAAAAGAAGAAAGAAGUAGUAAGCAAGAAGAAAAACUAUUUAGAAAUAUUUCUAUUUUUGUGUGAAUGCCCAAAACGAUUGUUAGUUGUUGGUUGUUGUUAUGUACUUCACGAGAGUCUUUAAUGUUAACGCCAAAAUUGGCAAAAAAAAAAAUAAAAAAAAUAUCCUGACUUUCCUUAAUCUAUAAUAUUCAUGGUUUAACGAUACUAUUAUUAUAUCGAAAAAGAAUAAUCGAUGUAUAUUUACUAAAUACAUAUAUAUAUAUUAAUAUUCUAUAAA
Molecule: messenger RNA, 2822 nt
Organism: Leptopilina heterotoma
Lineage: Eukaryota; Metazoa; Arthropoda; Insecta; Hymenoptera; Figitidae
Gene: Usp
Product: retinoic acid receptor RXR
Exons: 6
Coding region: 479-1771 (430 amino acids)
Biological process (GO): anatomical structure development; cell differentiation; positive regulation of transcription by RNA polymerase II
Cellular component (GO): nucleus; activator ecdysone receptor complex
Molecular function (GO): RNA polymerase II cis-regulatory region sequence-specific DNA binding; zinc ion binding; nuclear receptor activity
Source: RefSeq, a predicted model, not a curated record